GCUUGGUGUUUGCUGUUUGCUGUACGGGAUUAUUUAACGCUGUGGCCGUAUAAAUAAUUUCAAAUAUAUUUCAAAUAAAGAAAGAAAAAAAUUCAAUUCAAAGAGGAAUUUUUGCUAAAAUCUUAUACAAAUAUUUUGUAACAAAAAUGAAGGGUUCUUGCCAGGAACCCUUUACAAAGUUUUAACAAAAAUUAAAAAAUUCCAAUUAAGAAAAAGUGUUAAAAAAAAAGAAAAGUGCAUUUCCAAAUAAAUUAAAUUUUUUAUAUACAUAUAAUAUAUUCAUAUAUAUAUAGAAUUUGAAAAUAGUAUAGUAAAUACAUAUAUAGAAUUUUUAUGGGCAAUCAACAAGGCAAAUUACAACACAACCAAAGUGGCCGACCUAAGAAAAAUGUCCAUUGGAAAUCAGCAGAACGUCCUUCGCCACCCGGACGUCCACUACUAAUUCCAGUUUCCGAUCUGCAACCGGAUGUCGUUAACUUACGAUGGGAACGUCCAAGACUUGAUGGAGGUUCUCCCAUCACCGGCUAUGUGGUCGAACAUCGUCGCAUGGGCUCGCCACACUGGGUACGGGCCACGGCCAUACCAGUGACCCGUUGCGAUGUAUCCAUAAGCGGUUUAGAGCCCGGUUGGCGUUAUCAAUUCCGUGUGUUUGCCGAAAAUAUUGUUGGUCGUUCGGAGCCGAGUGAAUUGUCCGAUAUACUGACGGUCACAUUGCAACGCAACGCCAUAAGUGUGCCACGCUUUUUAGACGAACUACAGGAUUUACAUGCCGUCGAAGAUGAACGCAUAGAGUUUCGGGUGAAAUUCUUAGGUCAACCACCGCCCGAAAUCAAUUGGUUCAAGGAUGGCUACGAAAUAUUUAGUAGUAGACGAACGAAAAUUGUAAACGAUACCGACGCUAGUGUCUUGAUUAUACAUCAGGUGGCUUUGACCGAUGAGGGCGAAAUCAAGUGCACGGCGACAAAUCGAGCCGGUCAUGUGGUAACCAAAUCCCGGCUGUUUGUGCAAGCACCACCCAAGAUAAGGCUUCCACGUACCUAUGAGGAUGGUCUGAUAGUAGAGGCCGAGGAAGCUUUACGCCUUAAGGUGGGCAUUGCGGGUCAACCUCCUCCUCAGGUCACCUGGUUGCAUGAGGGUGAAGUAAUAAACAAUGGCGGUCGAUUCGAGAUAAUCAAUUCUGAAAAGAAUUCCUUGUUGAAAAUUGAUAAUGUCCAGCGAGACGAUAGAGGGGAGUACAGCAUAAAGGCUUCCAAUAAACUGGGCGAAGAUAUAACCUCAUUUUUGGUAACAGUAACAGCAAGACCAAAUCCUCCCGGCAAGGUAAGACUAAAUAUGUCCUUCGGCAAAUCGGCCACUUUGUCUUGGACAGCUCCCAUAGAUGAUGGCGGUUGCAAGAUCGGAAACUAUAUAGUGGAAUAUUUUCGUAUUGGCUGGAAUGUUUGGCUAAAGGCGGCUACAACACGUUCCCUCAGCACAACGCUUCAUGAUCUUAUUGAAGGUUCUGAAUAUAAAUUUCGCGUUAAGGCCGAAAAUCCUUAUGGUCUAAGUGAGCCUAGUGAAGAGUCGGAUGUACUUUUCAUACCUGAUCCCAAGCGGGGUAUAACCAAACCCAAAUCAGAAAACAAAUUGGAUGAUGAGGAAAACAAGCCAGUGCCGCCACGCAGAAAGACAUUGUCCCCGCCCAGAGCAGUAGCUGAUGCAGCCACUGAAACGUUGGCUAAAUUUUCACCAAAAAUGGAGCGUAAAAUUAGGCCACAAGUAUUAGAUAGUGAAGAUUUACACCGGGAAAUGUCCUAUGGCACACCGGAUCCCAUGCUUAAGUUUGAUGUACGUAAAAGUCCUUCACCAUUUAACAAGGAAGACAAACCCACGGGUAGUCCCAAUAAACUAAAUUUACAUAUCAAUAAACCCAAGAACACCGAAACAAAAUCUCCUCAACGUUCUCCUACCGCCGAGUCACCUAAGAAACCCAUGCUUAUGCAAAGUAUUUUGAAGACAAAAGAAAAAUCUCCCUCGCCAUUGCCACUUAAGCAGAUAACCCCACCAGUUGCGGAAAAUUCAACUAUUUUCGAUUUUACAAGUCCUCGCAAACGUAGUCUGAGUUCGGAAAUGGAAGAGCCCCAACAGCAGCGUAAAAACUCGUUGCCCACCACACCUGAGGCAAUACGAAGCACAGCAGCCUUGCAGCGCAGUACCGAACCAGUGGAAUUGGGAGUCAACCAACAAGUCAGACGCUUUUCUAAUCAUGCUCUUAGCCCAGCUCGUAAUGUACCAGGUCUGGCUGUUGCUAUAGCCACCAGUUCUUUGGGCAUGACUGGGGAGUCGAAUAAAAACCUAAUUGGUAACAAUAAUCUUACUGGUAAUGGUAUAGGCAAUGGUAGACAAAACAACAAUCCCACCAUUGAAAUUAGUGCUCCGCCAAAUACCAUAUCUCCACUCACAACAGAAUCAUUGCCUUCAGCAGGUACUUCAGUAAGUUCUCCCAUGAUGGCAUCGAAGAAUUCAGCAAACAAAAUGUCCCAUACAGACAGGCAUGAUGAUGUUCACACCAGCAACGAAUUCAUGCUCGUUGUAUUUGACAAGAAUAGCAAAGUUAAGGAUAAAGACAAGCAAGAUUCCUUCGAAUUGGAUCUAGAGGAUGCCAUACAACCUCCCCCUAUCUCCAUUUCUGCUCCUGAUUUAGCUUUAUUGGAAUACUCCACCCUGCAUACCUUCCCCAUGAGACGUUCCGUUAGCUCCACGGAAUUACUGUACGAAAGAGCAAUGGCUCGUUUUUAUGAGGCCGUAGAACUGGAGGAAGCGGAAAAAGCUCGCAAGCUAAAAAUAUCACAAGACAAAAUAUCUACACCGAGCAAUAUGCCACCGGCCACUAUACGCAAGCGUUUGGGUUCCAUGACUGAAGCAGAACGUUUGUCCUUCGAAAGACGCAGUGAAUUGAGAAGACAAUCAGCAGAUAUAUCUCAAGAUCUAAAGGCCAUACGUAAAUGGAGUUCCAAAGAGAAUAUAACACAAUUUAGACCUUUGGCACGCAAACGCCAGGAGAGUCAAGAAAGUGAAGAUUUCAGCGAUGACUUCCACACCAAGAGUGCUCCCUACAGAGAGGAGAGUUUUGAGUUGGGCUCCGAUUACACAGAGAGUACCGCUUCAUCGGAUAAUGACUCAAUUGAAAAGUUUAAGAUGGAACUGAUGGCCAGAACUCGUUCACCAAGUCCCCGAGAAUUGGAAACCUAUCAUCCUCGCAAUAUGUCCGCAGGUGUGUUCACUCCAUAUCGUGCUCCAACUCCAGACGAAGCAGCAUUGGUGCUUACUCGCCCAGUGCCAUUGCCAAGUCCAGAUUUUGUACCAAAGCCUAUACUCAAAAGACCCUCUAAUGAAAAUGUUUUGCAAACCAACCAAGACAAUACCAACAUCAAUAACACAGCCCUCAAACAGGAAAAUACGUCAAGCGAAAAAUUGGAUAUAGCUAAAGGUAUUAAAUCAUUCUUUAAACGUGAUAAACGUUCUGCCACCGAAAAGAAUACCGAAGAAAAUGAACUAAUAUCAAAUCCGCAAGAAAAAUCAAAUGCUGCCCUGCUGGCGGCGGAGGCUUUAGCCAAGCGUAAAGUCAAAGAGGAAGAAGAGCAGAGAAAACGCAAAGAAGCCGAACGUUUGAUGUUGGAAGAGGCUCAUGCAGCUGUGGAUCACUACAGUGAAUUGGUACAACAAGUGAGCACAACACGAAAAUACCACACGCCUAUUUAUAUGGAUCAGGAAGAACUUAAGAAAAUAACGGGCAAAGUUAACAAAAAUUAUGAUGACGAAGUCAGUGACAAUGUAACUUCACGUCGCUCACAUAGUCCGGAUAAUGGUUUAAUACCGCCCGUGAGCAAUAAACCUAGACUUUCGAUAUCCGAGAGAGGCCAACUUAUGCAUGUGCGAGAAACUGCCAGCGAUUUAGCGGUCAAAAAAGAGAAACCCAGCAAAGAAUCAGAAUCAGAAGAGCUCGAACCUGAUUCUGAAGCAAAUCCGGAACCAGAGCGCCCUAAUCAUUUACCAAAUGAUUCUAAAAUGGAGACUACGGCGACUAUACAGACGGCUGAACAAGCAACAAACUCUGCGGAUGACGAGAUCAUCACCACCACUACAGUGGUAAGUGAGACUGUAGAAGAGCGACCAGAUUCGCGAGGGCGUCCACGUUUAGUUAAAGUUAAACGUAUCAUUAAGAGAAGAGUUCCCUCAAGUACACGCUCCCGAGACACUUCCCAAAGCAGACCACCCUCGAGUAUAGGUUCAGUGCCAGGCACUCCAGUGCCUAGAGCUCUUUCUCGAACACGGCGUACCAUAGAAUCUAAAUCUCCUGGACCCCUGGGAAGAAAACAAUUACCACCUCCGCCAAAUACCCAUUCUACAUCCAACGAAGAAACCUCCUCUUCUCAGGAACUAUUGCUGUCCCGUACUCCCACUCCCCUCACUGAUGAGGAAGCCCAUGAAAAAGUGCGCUCUGCUUUAUCAUACUCCACCGAUUUGGUUCUUUUUGUGGUGGCCUGCUAUGUGUAUCUAUUCAAAGAUGCCUGGUUGGUGUUGCCCAUAUUGGCCCUAAUGAUUUAUCGCCAGUUGCGCGAAGUUAUCGACAGUUGUAUACCCAGUUGGUUGAGACGUAAAAAACAAUAGUUGUUCGUAGACGUACUUUUUAUACUCGUACAUACAAAACAAAUAUGCGUUUCAUUGAAUACAAAUCAUUUUCAAUUUAAUCUUAAGUUUAAGUUUAUUUUUAAUGCUGAUGUUUUUAAUUAUUUUGGAUUUAAUUUUAUUAUUUUAUUAUUUAUAUAAUUCAUUUGAAUUUGGAAUUGAAAUAUGCGUACAUUUACAAUGUACUAUUUAUAUUUCGCUGCCCCACAUUUCUGUUAUUCUUGUCUGUAAUUUUAAGUACUUAUUUGUUUGUGCAUGUCUUUCAAACCCCCCCCAAAAAAAAAACAAAGGAACUAUCUCCGAUACCUAAUUUAAAUUUAAUGAUUAGGACCUUUAUAUUAAAACAAAAUCAUGUCGUAUACGUUUAAACGUAAUGGAAAUACAUACAUAUUUUUCAAAUAAAUAUUAUUUUACAAAUUUUAAAA
This is a messenger RNA of Calliphora vicina (urban bluebottle blowfly), 5093 nucleotides long. It is a transcript of the gene MnM, whose product is annotated as myomesin and myosin binding protein. Bases 334 to 4650 code for a protein of 1438 amino acids. Gene Ontology annotation, molecular function: protein binding. NCBI's taxonomy places the organism in Eukaryota, Metazoa, Arthropoda, Insecta, Diptera, Calliphoridae. The record is from RefSeq and is a predicted model, not a curated record. The transcript is spliced from 3 exons.